Canis lupus familiaris (dog) is the source of this 3545-nucleotide messenger RNA. RefSeq names its product inositol polyphosphate-5-phosphatase E (gene INPP5E). Gene Ontology annotation, biological process: phosphatidylinositol dephosphorylation. The transcript is spliced from 11 exons. Lineage: Eukaryota; Metazoa; Chordata; Mammalia; Carnivora; Canidae. Gene Ontology annotation, molecular function: inositol-polyphosphate 5-phosphatase activity. The coding region runs from base 421 to 2262 and encodes 613 amino acids. The record is from RefSeq and is a predicted model, not a curated record.
GUCCUCCGGCCGCCAGGGGCCGCUGCAGGGGCCGAGCCCGGACGCCCGUUGCCCGGGAGCAGCGGCCGGGCCCGCAAGGUCGGGAGCGGGCGGCGCUGAGAGGCGGACGCGGGCGUCUCGGCAGGAGCGCGGGGUUCUUGUGUGGACUGCAGGAUUUCAGGGUUCCCGGCCAUGCAGCAGCUGGCCCUGCCCCUACCGGUGCGCCCCAGGCCCCAACAGGAGCCCCUGCGCCUUCUCUCCUCGGAGCCUGCCCAGCGACUUCUGAGCCUGGGCUUCACCGGCAGCCCCAGCAGGAGCCGGGUCCCUGCUGGGCCGGUCAGCUCCUACCUGUGAGCUCUGGCUCCAGGCUAUGCCAUCCAAACUGGCAAGCUGGCGUGCCUGGGCCCUUCAGAGGCUUCUGCCCCGCAGCCUGAGGACAGGAUGCUCAAGGGACAGCUCCCAAGCACAGGCAAAGACGUCGCCCCCCACCUGGGGCCCCCGCCUACCAACCACGGUCAGGAUCCCGAGAGGACCCCGGUGCUCCCUCUGACCUUUCCGGCACAAAUCAGCAACGAGGACCCAGAAGCUAAGGCAAAGCCCUUCACCCCAAAGCCCCCGCCGCAGCCCAGGCUGGAGCGGGCUCUGUCACUGGACGAGAAAGCGUGGAGGCGGCGGCGUUUUCGGACCAGCCCGGAGGACCUGGCAGCGGGCAGUGGGGCCGGUGGCUCCAGGGGCUCCUUGCAGGACGAGGUCCCCAGGCCUCCCGGCCCCCCUGGGUCCCCACCCUGCUUGAGUACCUCCCUGCAGGAGAUCCCCACAUCCCGCCGGGCCCAGGACAGCGCAGGUGGCAGCCCCUCCUCGUGGGGCCACUGUAUCUCCGGAAUGAUCAGCACUUCCCUGGACCUCCUGCACCGGGAUGGGGCCGUGGCUGGGACCAGCGUCAGGCUGCCUCCUGUGGACCCCAAGGUGGCCCCCGAGUCCCUGCGGCCCACACACAGAGUGGACUCAGGUCCGGUUGAUGGCAAGCCCCACCUACAGAGCAGACUGUUCCGCGCCCACAGCAGCCUGGGCCCUGGCCGGCCCCCAAGCCCCCUCGUCUGUGAGGCCAGAUCCUCCUUCAGCCUCCUGGCCCCCAUCCGCGCCAAGGACGUCCGGAGCAGGAGCUACCUCGAGGGGAGUCUCCUGGCAAGUGGGGCCCUGAUGGGGGCGGAGGAACUGGCCCGGUACUUCCCAGACCGCAACCUGGCCCUCUUCGUGGCCACCUGGAACAUGCAAGGUCAGAAGGAGCUGCCCCCAAACCUGGAUGAGCUCCUGCUGCCUGCUGAGGCUGACUACGCCCAGGACCUGUAUGUCAUCGGGGUCCAGGAGGGCUGCUCCGACAGGCGGGAGUGGGAGACGCGCCUGCAGGAGACGCUGGGUCCCCGCUACGUCACGCUGUACUCGGUAGCCCAUGGGGCACUCUACAUGUCUGUGCUCAUCCGCAGGGACCUCAUCUGGUUCUGCUCAGAGGUGGAGAGCUCCACGGUGACCACGCGCAUCGUAUCUCACAUCAAGACCAAGGGGGCCCUGGGCGUCAGCUUCACUUUCUUCGGCACCUCUUUUCUCUUCAUCACAUCCCAUUUCACCUCUGGAGACGGGAAGGUGAGCGAGAGGCUGCUGGACUAUAGCAGAACCAUCCAGGGCCUGGCCCUGCCCAAGAGUGUGCCUGACACCAGCCCCUACCGCUCCGAUGCUGCGGAUGUCACCACCCGGUUCGAUGGGGUGUUCUGGUUUGGAGACUUCAACUUCCGUCUGAGUGGUGGGCGCGUGGCCGUGGAGGCCAUCCUGAAGCAGGACCUGGUAGAGAAGGUGUCUACUCUGCUCCAGCAUGACCAGCUCACCCAGGAAAUGAAGAAAGGGUCCAUCUUCAAGGGCUUCCAGGAGCCAGACAUCCAUUUUCUUCCAUCCUACAAGUUCGACAUUGGUAAGGACUCCUACGACACCACCUCCAAGCAAAGGACCCCAUCCUACACGGACCGGGUCAUGUACAGAAGCCGCCACAAGGGUGACAUCUGUCCAGUCAGGUAUUCUUCCUGCCCUGGCAUCAAGACGUCUGACCACCGCCCCGUGUACGGCCUGUUCCGGGUCAAAGUGAGGCCGGGGAGAGACAACAUCCCGCUAGCUGCUGGCAAGUUUGACCGAGAGCUGUACUUGAUAGGAAUCAAAAGACGGAUUUCCAAAGAAAUCCAGAGACAGCAAGCACUGAAAAAUCAGCACUCGAGUACGAUUUGUACCGUGUCUUGAGGUCUGCUCGAGGACCACUAUUGCCUCCACGCAAGGUUAUCUGACCAAAAGCCCCUAAAAAGAUGGAAGAGGCGGCUGUCGGGGACUUUCCCCCUUUCCAGGCAGCCAACGACCGACCGCUCGAGGUUCACAUGCUUUCCUUCCAAGAACCUGAGAGGCGGCUGAAGAGCAGUGUGGCAGUGCCCGAGACGAACCAGCCCCACUAACGGCAUGUCCUUUACCCCGCGGGCAGUACACACAUGGGACACAUGGGCCACGCCGCACCCUUGGUCCCUCGGAGCAGACAUCUGGGUGGGACGUGGCCUGGAGCACCCUCUGCCCACACCUCCCCACCCCCCAGCCCGUGUCUGCAGCACUCGAGUUGACCUGUGGUGCACCCUGGGACAUGCCCUUCCCCAUCUGAGCACAGGGGGCUGGGUCCCUAAGCGAGGGAGCAGCAGGGGCCUCCUCCCACCUAGUACACCAGGACCAAACCCAGGCCCGGGAAGUCAGGCCAAAGCCUACUGACUUCCAAGGAGGGAAUGUGGUCCACUGUCCGCUGGAUGAGGCCUGGCCUGUUUUAGGGCCACCUGUCUUGGGGGGAUGGCCUGGCUCCUCCAGCCAUGAAACCACCUCCCUCUCUUCUCCUGGUUUUGGUGAUUUCAGACCAUUUUACAUAUCACCAGCCUCAAAUAGCAUUAACGUUAAGUAGUGCAUUUCCUGGCCUGAGGAAGCAGGGGAAGCUAGAAUGUCCUUGCCACAUUCCAGAUCUCUUCUUUCUUCAAGGGCUGAGCUUAUCAUUGCCCACAGUGGCUCUUAGAGACAGGCUGUGAAUGUGGGAAAACCAAGGGGCAAUCUAGUCUUUUAAAUUAUUUAUUUUUCCAUAUUUUAUAUUUUUAAAUAAAUCCACGUUAAAUCUUAAAUUCUUUCUGGCGAAAGAUUGAGUCCUAGAAAUUAUCUGUACACUCAGCCUGUUCUCACGUUCUCAGAAAACAUGGGUGUCAAGUUCAAAGGCAGGAAAUGUGUACACUGUGGCUCCCCACUGUGAUCUGCUGCACGCCUGGCCACCUCCCCAGUCCAGGGGCUGGCUGGAAAGAGCUUUUCAGAGAGAAGGGGAUACCCCAGACCUGAGUGAACCACAAGGAAAUGAAGUCACUUCCUAAGGAGACUAUACCCACUUUAUUAGUGCUCGCUUCCAAAACUAGGAGCCAGAUGCCCAGUCUCUGGACAGAGGGGAGAAUCCAUUCAUGAGAAUCCUCAGACUUUAAGAAACUUCAGAUUGUAUAAAAUUUUGUUCAAAGAAA